Molecule: messenger RNA, 1252 nt
Organism: Gastrolobium bilobum
Lineage: Eukaryota; Viridiplantae; Streptophyta; Magnoliopsida; Fabales; Fabaceae
Product: lactoylglutathione lyase GLX1-like
Exons: 9
Coding region: 65-1009 (314 amino acids)
Cellular component (GO): cytoplasm
Molecular function (GO): metal ion binding; lactoylglutathione lyase activity
Source: RefSeq, a predicted model, not a curated record
GGUCGCCACGUGGACAACACAAGUGACAGUCUGUUCCGUUAUCACUAUCUCACUCAGAUUAUUUAUGAUUGCUUCAACAAAAACGCCAUCGUGUUUGUCGCUCUUUCUCUUGCAUUCUUCGUCACUCUCACUGAAGCUUUUGAAUAUGGCUGAGGCUACACAAUCUAAUGCUGAGUUGUUUGAAUGGCCAAAGGAAGAUAGGCGCCGCUUCCUGCAUGCUGUGUACCGCGUUGGUGAUCUUGAUCGCACCAUCAAGUUUUACACUGAAGCUUUUGGAAUGAAGCUUUUGAGGAAAAGAGAUGUGCCGGAAGAAAAAUACGCCAAUGCUUUUCUUGGAUUUGGACCUGAGCAAUCCCAUUUUGCUGUGGAAUUAACAUAUAAUUAUGGGGUGACCUCAUAUGAUAUUGGAACUGGCUUUGGACACUUUGCUAUAGCAACUCCAGAUGUAUACAAAUUGGUUGAAGACAUCCGUGCUAAGGGUGGAAUCGUCACUAGGGAACCUGGUCCAGUUAAGGGUGGGUCAUCUGUUAUUGCCUUUGUGAAGGAUCCUGAUGGUUACAUGUUUGAGCUCAUCCAAAGAGCAUCGACCCCUGAACCCUUGUGCCAAGUAAUGCUUCGUGUUGGUGAUUUAGAACGCUCAAUUAAGUUUUAUGAAAAGGCUUUGGGUUUGAAGGUAGUCAAGAGGGUCGAUAGACCUGAAUACAAGUACACUAUUGCUAUGCUUGGGUAUGCAGAGGAGCAUGAGACAAUUGUGUUAGAGCUGACAUAUAACUAUGGUGUCACUGAAUACACUAAGGGAAAUGCUUAUGCACAGGUUGCUAUUGGUACUGAUGAUGUAUACAAGAGUGCUGAGGUAGUCAACAUUGUCACACAAGAGCUUGGAGGGAAGAUUACUCGGCAACCAGGGCCACUUCCUGGUCUCAACACAAAGAUCACUGCUUUCCUAGAUCCAGAUGGCUGGAAAACUGUCUUGGUUGACAAUGAAGAUUUUCUGAAGGAACUGGAGUGAAGAGUGCUGGCUUUUUAUGAAAUAUGAAGUUCUACUGCUAUUGUAUAAAUAAGUUGUCUGGCUUGAUGAGCAUUCAGCAUGUGUGUUUAGCUCUGUAAUUGACUCAAAUGCAGUUGAACCUCAAUUUGAACGCUAUCUUUACGAAGUGUUUGGUUGAGAUUCUAAACUGUCUGUAGUAACAUCUCACAACCAAUUGCAACAGUAUUUCAAGAUCUUUAGCUAAAGAAGGAGAAUUAUUUCCAA